Papilio polytes (common Mormon) is the source of this 1585-nucleotide messenger RNA. RefSeq lists its product as uncharacterized. The coding region runs from base 105 to 1373 and encodes 422 amino acids. The record is from RefSeq and is a predicted model, not a curated record. The transcript is spliced from 4 exons. Lineage: Eukaryota; Metazoa; Arthropoda; Insecta; Lepidoptera; Papilionidae.
CAGUGCAUAAGAUAUGAGUUGAUUUGUUUGUUAGCUUUUGUUUACAUUCGACGUGUGAACGAUUCACAAGUUAAAAUUCAGUUGCGACAACAUAAGUAUAUAGAAUGGCUCCAUCGUCGUCAGACGAAGAUUAUAGCAGUCUUACUCAAGUGUCACCAGCUCUUACUGAAGACAAAUUAAACAGCGCCCUCUCUGAAUGGUUUAAAGAAACUGUUGUAUUCACAAGAUGGGAGUACGUAGGCGAAAUAGGAAAAGGAGACUCCUAUUUGAGCGAAGUACGAAAGAUAAGAAUCCACGGCAUAACCCGCUUCGGGGUAGACAGAAACGUACAAGUGAUAUUAAAGACUAUACCACGUAACAUUUGCAGACGCCUUACUUUCAGAAGCGACGAAUUCUUUCGAAAUGAAAUCGCUUUUUAUACAAACGUUCUACCAAAUUUAUUAUUAUUCCAAUCAGAAAAAAACGCAACAGAACCAUUUAAUAAUAACGUUAAGUUAUUUCUCACACAUUGCGAUGGUUUGAACGAUUGCAUUUGUUUGGAAGAUGUUUCUGUCCAAGGUUAUGGCAACAUUAUACGACAACAGACAAUCGAUCUGCAACAUUGUAUAGCAACUAUUAAAACAUUAGCUAAAUUCCACGCAUUAUCAUUUGCAAUGAAAGACCAGCGACCGGAGAAGUUUGCUAAAAUAAGCAAUGAAAUAUCAGAGACGUAUUUUGAUUACAAACUGUGGGAUUGGUAUAAAAGAUUCUGGGAUAGAAUAUGUACAAUAGCGAUUGAUGCGAUUGAAAAAGAAUAUCCAGAUUCGAUAUAUUUAAAGAAAAUUAAAAGUUUUGCUGUAAAAGAUACUUAUUUUAAAAUGAUCAGUGCAGUUCGAGAUAAACAGCACGCGGUUAUAUCACAUGGCGAUCCUUGGACGAAUAACUUUUUAUAUAAAUAUAAUAAUGAUAUUACGACUAAAAUAAUAGAUUUCCAAUUAUCUAGAUAUUCUAGUCCUGUGCUUGAUCUAAGUUAUUUCAUUUAUAAUAGUACAAGUCAGGAAUUAAGAGUUAAAUAUUAUGAUGAAUUGUUGAGAAGUUAUUAUGAAGUUUUGUCGUCACAGAUUAAAAAUAUGGGCAGUGAUCCGGAUAGAAUUUACUCUAGAGAAACUUUUUUGAAUGAGGUUAAGAGAUAUUCCUUUUUCGGUUUAGUUGCCAGUUUUGAAAUGACUCCUCUUAUAGUUUUGGAACCUGAAGAAGCUUUUGACUUAGAAAUAGAGAGUAAUCGAGAAAUAAAUAUUGAUGAAAUGUGGAAUAUCGGACCUAUAAAAAGCAAAGAGAAUAGAAGAAGAGCUGCGGAUAACGUAGUACAUUGUGUGGACAAUGGUUACAUAUGAAUUGAUACGCAAACACCGUGUGUAAAUGAAAAUAUAUUGCUAUCUCGUUUACUCUCUGUUAAAAAACAGGGAUAGAUAUAUUAUGGGAACAAUGAUGAAUAACAGAGAAAAACAUAAGUAGUCAAAUAUUAUACUAUCAAAUAUAAAAUAGUAACUAAUAUGGAAGUAAGAGAGUAAAAUUAAAAGGGCUUAGGUUUAACAUUUUUAACAGU